UAUCUUGCCACGAUGAACAUCUUGAUCAUGUUUACGAAUCAGAGAUGAAAAUCGAAAGGAAUGAGAAGGGCAGGUUGGAUGUAAGAAGUAGAGUGGAUGAGUUAGAGGAUAACAAAAUAAAAAGAAAAGAGGCAAAAGUGAAAAAUGAUGUUGAGGAAGUAGUAAUGAAUCGAGUGGGGAAUGAUUAUGCAAAUGAUAAAGUGAAGACAAAGAUUGUAGUAUGCAUGAAAUAUGAGAAGGUAGAAAGUGUAGAGGCAAAGAUGGUUAAUGUAGUGAAUAUUGAUCAAGAUGAAGAAGGUAAAGCAGAUAUGAGUGAAUUGAAAGUGGAGAACUUACCUGAAAGUCUUGAUGAGGAAGAAAAUAGAAAUGAUGGAGUUCAAGCAUUAGAAUAUUGUCAAAAAUCUGCUGAUGAAGAAAAUGUUAGUAGUAGAAGACAUUCUGAUGAUAAGGAAGAUAAAAUUAUAAGGGACGAAAAUAAAGCACUUAUCUGUUACCAAAAUGCUGAUAUUACCAAUAAGGAUGAAAAUAAAAUACUUGAGGAAGAUUCGAAGCGUGUUGAAGGUGAAGAAUCAUUUAGGGAACCUAAAUUAGAAGAUAAUUAUAGAUUAGUAUUUGACCAGGAAAAAAUAAUAGAAAGUGGUAAUCCAAUAUUCAACGUAACUUUUGAAAUAAUCAACAUUGGAACCAUACUGAAGGGAUCUAAUAGUGAAAAUGCCGUUGUUGGACUUAAUGAAGAUGUGGGAGAGAUUG
Messenger RNA from Racocetra persica, 750 nucleotides. The record is from the annotation of a GenBank genome assembly. Lineage: Eukaryota; Fungi; Glomeromycota; Glomeromycetes; Diversisporales; Gigasporaceae.